Molecule: messenger RNA, 1637 nt
Organism: Lotus japonicus
Lineage: Eukaryota; Viridiplantae; Streptophyta; Magnoliopsida; Fabales; Fabaceae
Product: dihydropyrimidine dehydrogenase (NADP(+)), chloroplastic
Exons: 7
Coding region: 192-1466 (424 amino acids)
Biological process (GO): thymine catabolic process; uracil catabolic process
Cellular component (GO): cytoplasm
Molecular function (GO): uracil binding; NADP binding; dihydropyrimidine dehydrogenase (NADP+) activity
Source: RefSeq, a predicted model, not a curated record
CUCAUAACUUAUCCGAUACUAUCGUCCAAAUGAUGAUCACGCAACCGCUGAUUAAUAAUUGCACGUUCUCUCUGUCUCUAGUCUUCACCAGCUGAAACAAACAACAUAGUUGUAACGUUGUAACUCAGAUUCGAUCAGAUUCCUCUUUUUCUUCAAACCUUCACAGAAAACUUUCCAUUUUUACUUCAACAAUGGCAUCUCUAAGCAUGACCCAGGUCAGAACAGGAAAAUCUGCAUCUGGGUUUUCCUUGAAUUGCCCUGGGAAGGUUCAGGCUCGUCCCAGCAGAGUUGGUUUCAGGGUUUUUGCUUCAGAGGCUCAGGUUCCUGAGCCUGAUCUCAGUGUUACUGUAAAUGGGUUGCAUAUGCCAAACCCUUUUGUUAUUGGGUCAGGUCCACCUGGAACAAAUUAUACUGUCAUGAAGAGAGCCUUUGAUGAAGGGUGGGGUGCUGUGAUUGCUAAAACUGUGUCACUUGAUGCAGCAAAAGUUAUAAAUGUAACUCCUCGGUAUGCCCGACUACGGGCCGGUGCAAAUGGCUCUGCAAAAGGAGAAAUUAUUGGGUGGGAGAACAUAGAACUUAUCAGUGAUCGACCACUUGAAACCAUGUUGAAAGAAUUUAAGCAAUUAAAAGAAGAAUACCCAGACAGAAUUCUCAUUGCUUCAAUCAUGGAGGAGUACAAUAAGGCUGCUUGGGAGGAGCUUAUCGACAGAGUUGAGCAAACUGGAAUUGACGCGAUCGAGAUAAAUUUCUCCUGUCCUCAUGGCAUGCCAGAACGCAAAAUGGGUGCUGCUGUUGGGCAAGAUUGUGCUCUUUUGGAAGAGGUUUGUCGAUGGAUAAAUGCAAAAGCUACAGUUCCUGUUUGGGCUAAGAUGACUCCCAACAUAACUGAUAUUUCAGAGCCAGCAAGGGUUGCUCUAAGUUCAGGGUGUGAGGGAGUAGCUGCUAUAAAUACGAUCAUGAGCGUCAUGGGAAUCAAUCUCAAUACAUUGCGCCCUGAACCUUGUGUUGAGGGAUACUCAACUCCCGGUGGUUAUUCUGCAAAGGCGGUCCACCCCAUAGCUCUCGCGAAGGUGAUGAGUAUAGCGAAAAUGAUGAAGUCUGAGUUUGACAGUGAGGACUAUUCACUUUCGGCCAUUGGUGGUGUUGAGACAGGUGGUGAUGCUGCUGAGUUUAUUCUUCUUGGGGCAAAUACUGUUCAGGUUUGCACUGGAGUUAUGAUGCAUGGCUAUGGUCUUGUGAAGAAGCUGUGUGUAGAGCUUCAAGACUUCAUGAAAAAGCACAAUUUCACAUCAAUAGAAGAUUUCCGAGGGACCUCUCUUCAGUAUUUUACAACUCACACUGACUUGGUGCAAAGGCAGCAAGAGGCAAUUAGGCAGAGGAAAGCCAUAAGAAAAGGUUUGCAGUCUGACAGAGACUGGACAGGAGAUGGUUUUGUGAAAGAGAGUGAAAGCAUGGUUUCUAACUGAGAUGUACAAUUAAAUUAUGCAACCUUUCUUGUAUGAUUAUCCACAUAGUUCUUGCAAAUGGAGCUGUAAAGAAAUUAUCUUCUACUAUUAAUAAUUGAUUUAUGUCCUUUUAAGAACAAUGUAAUAUGUUUCUUGUCAAGAGUUAAUAAAAUAAAAGUAUACUUAACAAAA